Molecule: messenger RNA, 3042 nt
Organism: Aplysia californica (California sea hare)
Lineage: Eukaryota; Metazoa; Mollusca; Gastropoda; Aplysiida; Aplysiidae
Source: RefSeq, a predicted model, not a curated record
CAAAACACAUCGUCUGUCGUCACUUUCACACACAACAUUCCUAUGUCGUCACUCUACACAACACAUCGCCCUUGUCAUCUCCACAAAACACUUCCUCCUUCCCCAGGGCGCAACUGUUCCGAUGUGAACAUUGUCUGUGAAAACGACGGCUACAUAACAACCGUGGACGGCAAAUGCACGUGCAGAUGUGUGCCCGGCCUAGACCCUGACACAGGCUGCACUACCAUUAUCAAAAGCGGGACAAGCACUCAAGAGUUUCCAGGUGGCAGUUAUGCUUUGCCUGAACCUAAAGAUGGAUGUUCGGGCGCUUCGGUGUCAUCAGGAACCAGAAUCCAUUACAACGACGGCGAUAACUCCGUGUCAAGUGACUACGACUUGAAAGGAGGAGUCUCGGGAACGCAAGUCGAGCACAAUUUUUGCGUCACUCAGAACUCAGCCAGUGAAGACAAAUGGCCUGCAGGCAACUACUGCAUAUACAGGAAAGGGGGUUCUUGCCCUGAAAACUUCAAUGAAGCCUACGUCCAGUAUGACGACACUCCGACGGCAGAGAACAGUAAUUCAGUUAGCGGUUCUUUCCCCGACGGCGACUUUGGGAAUAACACACGUUUUCAGUACUGCUGUCGAGACAAUGGCUUCGUGUGGGAACCGAUUUUUCUGCCCAACAGGAACCCGUUCGUUCUUAUUCGAUAUUACGAUGACUAUUGCCAAGAAGUGAGAGGCAUGCACAGCUACACGCAGAAGAUGACGAUCACAAACAGCGAGGACGAGGGAAUAGAGGGUUAUGAAGGGGAUGUUCCUCUCACUGACGUCAGCGGGAGAUCUUACGAGACCACCUUCUGCUACUACAAACCCGCCAUGAUUGAUUGCGGGGAAGUUAUACAACUGACAAAAGAGAACCCAACAGUGACAUUCAGUGCCCCGGAAGGCUCAGAAAUGGACUGCACUUGGCUCUUGAAGGCCCCCGAAGACGAGAGCAUUCGUCUCAAGUUUGACAGCUUUAAAAUCGCCGGCUCAAGUGGCAACUGCGAAGACACUUUGGAAAUUCGAUAUUUUCGCCCCGGGCAGGGAGGUUUCAUACGAGGACUUAUGCUAUGAUGCAGAGGACAGAGGGACAUCAUAUGUUGGUUUCGUCAAUUUCACACGCUUCUUCGAACCGUGCCUUCCGUGGGCUGAAACAACACAUUGCAGCCACCACCCUUACAACGUGCAGUCUACUCGGAGUAAUUUGCUUCUUGAAGGCAAUUACUGUCGCAACCCUGACUACGACACAGGUUUAAUGCCAUGGUGCUAUACCAAAGCAGACCAGUGUGAACGGAAUUACUGUGAUCCUUGCAUGCUUGGCACUGCAUAUGACAAUGACGAAAACUGUGCUAGGAAAUCUGAAAUAGGCCUGUGCAGUUUGUCAGGUUAUGAGGAUGAAGCAAGAUUUCAGUGUGCCAAAACCUGUGAAGUAGAUUUACCUGCAGUCUCAGAUAAAGCAUCUGAUGUGAAGUGUGGGAAUCCUGGAGACGUAAUUGAUGGCUCAAUUGUCUCUGGUGGGAAUCAGAGCAGCUAUAAUUUGGGGGCAACGGUCACCUACAAAUGUGACACCUCUGACGUUACGAUGGACAAAAUCUGCCUCACGUCUGGUCAAUGGUCAGAUCUAGGAUUUGUCUGUGAUGUCUGUCCGCAUGGUUGGUCCCUGGACUUGGCCAGUGGACAGUGUUACAAGUACUUCGACUCCUCGGUCCAAUUAUCUGAUGCUAAAGAGGCAUGUGGAGCUCUCGGAGGCGCGCUUCCCACCGCCAAAACCGAGGCAGAAAACACCAUCCUGUACAAUCUCAUUUCCAACACAAUCUGGCUACCAAUGACAGACGAGGUAACUGAAGGAACCUGGGUGUGGUCUGAUGGGGACGUGGCAGUAUGGACGAACUGGGACUCAGAUCAGCCCGAUAACUGGAGCACCGGUGAACACUGCGCCACUAUGCGUACAAACGGCAAAUGGAACGACAUUCCUUGCUCGUACAACGCCCACUAUGUUUGUGCCAAACCCAUGUCAGAACUGCCAGUAUGUGUGGACUUUUGGGACUCCUGUGCUAGCCACUACGAGGCCAACCCAAGCAUAUGUGAGAUGUAUACAGAAUUCUCCCUUAGAAUAUGCCCAUACACGUGUGGCAAGUGCGGUGUCGAGACAACCCUUGAAUGUAGCGUGGAACCUCCCCCUACAAAUGGAAAGAGUUCUACCAACGACAACACAGUGUCACGUGGUGCGACAGUGGAAUACUCGUGCAAUGACGGAUACGUAAUCAAGUCUGGAGAUUCCAGGAGAGGCUGUCUGGGCAAUGGUCAACUCAGUGGAGAGCCGUUGCGCUGCAUUGAAGGCUGCCCUGACGGCUGGGUCUACUCGAAAUCCACCAGCUCAUGCUAUGGCUACUUUGAUGAGCAGGUCAACUAUGAAACUGCCCAAACUAAGUGUCAGGAGAAGCAAGGCACCCUAGCAAUGCCUACUACAGAGACAGAGCAGGCGUUGGUCCUGGAAGCUAGAAAUUCCUCUCACUACGCCUGGAUUGGGCUGGAUGAUCUUUCCGAAGAAGGAAUCUUCGUGUGGGCUGAUGGAACACCUCUUCUUGGUUGGAGUACUUGGAACUCAAAUGAGCCAAAUGACUGGGGUGGUUAUGAAGAAUGUGGACACUUGGUCUCUUCCGGUAAUUGGAACGACAUCGUCUGCUGGGCAACCAUGCGCUAUAUCUGCCAGGUGUCUCUUACAGUCUUCAAUCCCGAAUCGAAUACUACUACUCCUACCACUACUACAGAAAAGCCUACAACGAUAAAGUCUACCACUACUACUACCACUACAGCAAAGCCAACGACUUCUACAGCUGGUCCAACUACUGAUAUGUUCUGUCCGGAUGGUUGGUCCAUGGACUUGACCAGUGACCAAUGUUUCAAGUACUUCGACUCCUCGGUCCAAUUAUCUGAUGCUAGAGAGGCAUGUGGAGCUCUCGGAGGCGCGCUUCCCACCGCCAAAACCGAGGCAGAAAACACCAUCCUGUACAAUCUCAU